GCUUUAUGAUUGUGUUUUAAAAGAAACUUGCAUUUUAAUUCUAGAUCGAAACUUUAGUAGAUUUCAAAGCAUUAUAAUGUCAACACUGUAACUUUUUUUUCGUUCUUUCUUCCGGUUGACAGCCAAAAGCAAGAUGCGUUCCGUCACGCUUAAGGAUGUUGAACAAGACAAGGUCGUCAAGACCGUCGCUGCCCACUUGAAAAAGACGGGCAAGGUCAAGGUCCCAGAACACAUGGACCUUGUGAAAACUGCUCGCUUCAAGGAGCUGGCUCCCUAUGACCCUGACUGGUUCUAUGUACGCUGUGCCGCCAUCCUGCGCCACAUCUACAUCCGUUCCCCUGUUGGAGUCAAGACCGUCACCAAGAUCUUUGGUGGCCGCAAACGUAACGGUGUCACACCUUCACAUUUCUGCAGAUCGUCUGGCAGCAUCGCCCGCAAAGCGCUCCAGGCCUUGGAAGCUUUGAAGCUCGUCGAGCAAGUUCAAGAUGGUGGACGCAUCCUCACCGUCCAAGGCAGGCGUGAUCUCGACAGGAUCGCCGCUCAGGUCAAACUAAAGGCCAAGCAGGCGGCCAAGCAGCAAGUCAUCGUGCUUACAAAACAAAUUACGAGUCAGUUCGGUUGGAUAUGCGUGAGUGAUGACAAAAUGUUGGUGACACUUGAUCUGCGUAUCGGCAUAUUUGCCGUUAUAUAUUUACUUACUUGUGCGGUGUGCAUACAGUAUGGAAGCCCAGGGAACACUUUAUACGUGGCAGAAGAGUCUCAAAGGGGCUUGGGUAAAACUAUUGUGAUAAACAGAGCUGAAGAGGAGGGUUCUAGUCUAGAAAGGAGAAAACGGGAUGCGUCCGAGUCAACGCCUCCCGCACUUGAAAAGAACAUAACUACAUGGACUACUCACCUAAAUGACAGCCAUCAGCAGCUCAUGGUGCAUUGGGUGGGCGAGGGCUCCAAUGUCAUCAUCUGCCUGGCUCGGGACUCCAGCCCCAAGAGUAAGGGGGUGUUCUCUCCCUCUGCCUUGUUCAUCUCAUAUGACUAUGGGAAGAACUUCACUAAUAAAACGGAUAUGUUCAAACUGGAUGAUACUCCAAAUAGUGGAUAUGCUCAGUUGGAUAAGUUCUUCAAUCAUCCAAAGUACCCAGAGUUUUGUGUAUUUGUGGACUCUACCAACAAGAAAUUGUUCUACACAAAUGACAAUGGACAACACAUCAAUCGCUCAGAUCUGGACUUCCACCCCAGCGAGUUGGCCUUUGAUGAGGAGUUCCCAAACAUAUAUGUGAUCUUGGAUAAAGUGGACUCUAAUAGACAUCUAUAUCUAACCAUGGAUGGGGGUAAAUCCUUCAAGAAAAUCCAGAGUUACGUCAAAACGUUCAUUUGGGCCUCCGGGCCGGGUAUUCAGAAGACGUUCUAUGUUGAGCGUUGGAAGCCGAAUGGUACCAGCACAGUGCUCAGUGCCAGUGACCCUACGGACUUUGAACAUGCUACCACGGUCUUCCAGGAUGCUAAGGACUUUCAGAUCAAGGGCGAUUUCAUGUUUGCUACGAAGCUCAGUAAAGAGCGAAACACACUGGACCUCUACAUCUCUCACAUGAAAGGUCCCUUCUACAAAGCCGAAUUCGAAACCGAACUUGAUAUGAAGAAGUUCCACAUCGCCGACGUAACCGACAAACGUAUAUUCGUCUCUGUCAUGCACACGGAGAUUCUAGCUGAUCUGUACGUGUCGGAGAUCAGCCAUGAUUUCACUCGGUACAACUUUAUGCUGAGUUUGGAGCAGAUCCUGUGCUAUUUCCCUGAUGGGAACUGGAAGGAUACUUGGCUAGAGGACAUGACCGAAGACCCAUUUACGGACCUGUACCGCGUCGAAGGCCUCAAGGGCAUCUAUAUUGCGUCCCGAGUGGACUCCAAGGCGCAGGUGUCCCACGUAGGCCCGGAGCACCUUAUAUCGCUCAUCACCUUUGACCACGGCGUUACUUGGUCGCCGGUCAACCCGCCUACAGAGGACGAGAACGGCAAGCCGCUGAACUGUCACAUCGAGAAUUCAUGCAGCCUCCACUUAUGCCAGAAAUUCAGUCAACUGUAUCCGGUGACGAGCCCUCCAAGGAAUGUACGCAACAAUCUAAGAUCCGCAAGUAUUAUGAGUUCAAAAUCAGCGCCAGGAAUCAUCAUGGCCACCGGUGUGAUGGGCAAGUCCCUCAAAGGCAUCCCCGGCGUCUACCUCAGUCGCGACGCUGGUCUGACUUGGAAGAGAAUCCUAAAGGACUACUACUUCUUUAACUAUGGCGAUCAUGGUGGAGUUUUGGUGGCUGUUAAAUACUUUAAACUUCGCGGGGAAACUAGGAAGAUUUUGUAUUCGACAAAUGAGGGGAUUGAAUGGAAUUCUUAUCAGUUUAACGCAGACGACCUCCGCAUAUACGGUCUCAUGACCGAACCGGGAGAAAACACAACUACCUUCACGAUGUUCGGCUCGGCCAAUGAGCAACAUCAGUGGAUCAUAAUCACUAUAGAUCUGAAAAACGCCUUCGCCAAAAAUUGCACCCCGGACGACUACAAAUUCUGGUCACCAUCUCCCCCUAACUCCUCAGUAUCCUGCGUAUUAGGAACUAGAGACACCUUCCAAAGAAGACUCGCACACACAAAUUGCUACAACGGCAUUAAUUACGAUAGACCCGUUAAAAAAGAACUGUGCGAAUGCAGCAGACGAGAUUUCGAAUGUGAUGUUGGCUUCCAGUUAAGUAAUAACGCGUGCGUUCGCAAUAAAUCUGCCAAACACGACCCCUACGCUACCCCGUACCCGUGCCGACCUGGCACUCUUUACCAAAGAACUAAAGGAUACAGAAAAAUCGAUGGCGAUGUUUGUAAAUCCUCAACCUACAUACCUUAUGCGCCUGACAUGGUUCCUUGCCCAUUAGACGAACCAACGGAGUUCAUCCUAGUUGCUUUAAGAGAUAAAAUCGCAAGGAUAGAUUUAUCUGACAAUUCUACGCUAUUCCCCGUCAAAGGACAGAGCAAUAUAGUCGCUAUAGAGUUUGACUUAAAGAACAACUGCAUCUACUGGGCUGAUAUUGAAACUGAUAAAAUUAAUCGACAAUGCUUUAACAACGGAACAGUACAAGAAGUUAUCGUUGAUACCGACUUAGCCAGCAUCGAAGGAAUGGCUUUAGAUUGGAUUUCAAAUGUUUUAUUCUUCGUCGAUGGAAUGCGAAAGAAAAUCGAGGCAGUCAGAACUGACUUAACGAUCGCAGGCCGAAUGAGGGUUACUAUCCUCGAUAAUAAAGUUUUAUCCAAACCUAGAGGAAUCGCUGUUCAUCCUAAAGCAGGCUACCUAUUUUGGACUGACUGGGAUAGAAGCAAUCCUACCGUAUCCAGGUCUAACCUUGAUGGUAAAAACGUUAAGAAGUUAUUCGGAAAACCAAUAGUCCAAUGGCCGAAUGGAAUAACUAUAGAUCAGAUGGCUGAGAGAAUAUAUUGGGUAGACGCUAUGGAAGACUAUAUAGCCAGCGCCGAUUUGGACGGCAGAUAUUUCAAGCGCAUUCUUUGGAGAGACGAGAAAGUAUCUCAUCCGUUUGCAGUGGCAGUUCUAAAAGGAAAGAUGUAUUGGGACGAUUGGAAAGCGAAGUCCAUCUUCAUUGCUGAUAAAGAUUCCGGUGACAAUGUUAUAACGAUAAACAAUUCUUUCUCUGGUUUGAUGGACUUGAAAGUGUUCGCGCAUUUCGUUCAGCACGGUAGCAAUGCGUGUUCGUACAAGAAUACCAGUUGUGAUACUAUGUGUCUGGGCGGGCCAGGGAAAGGGUUUAGCUGUUUAUGCCCGAACGGGUUUACUAUGACGAAUGGGAAGUGCAUGUGCUCUAACGGGUUAGAGCCGUCAGCUAAUAUGACUUGUAAGAAGAAGGAGGGCGCUUCUUGUGAUGCUGACCAAUUCACCUGCGCAAACGGCAUGUGCAUCACAGCAUCCUGGCAAUGCAACGGCAACAACGACUGCGGGGACUUGUCCGACGAGAUAGGGUGUCCGCUCUGCGCCGCGCCCAUGCUGUCCUGCGAUGAUGCGUCGCGAUGUUACCUCCCGCAGUGGAAAUGCGAUGGCGAAGCGGACUGUCCCGAUUUUAGUGACGAAAAGAACUGCACGAGACCGAACUGCACCGAAAACCAGUUCCAAUGCGCCACGGGUAUGUGCAUCUACAAGAAGUGGGUGUGCGACGGAGACAACGAUUGUCACGACGGCUCGGAUGAACGCAACUGUAAUUCGACAUCAAAAAGGCCCACCAUCAGCACUUGCAACGAAAACGGUUUCCCCUGCAGCAAGGACGCUAAUCCCAUCUGCAUUCCCAACUCGUGGGUGUGCGACGGAGAACGAGACUGCCCCAGCGGUGAGGAUGAAAAGGACGACAAAUGCAGGAACUCGACAUGUGCGCCGUCUAUGUUCAGAUGUCCGAGCGGAAAGUGCAUAUUUAAAUCUUGGGUAUGCGACGGUGAGAACGAUUGUUCCGACACGGACUCCUCAGACGAACAAAACUGCACGUACCCAGGGACCAGUGGGCACUCGAAACUGAUCCCCCGGCCGCCGGAGAAGGCAGACUUCCCGUCAAAUGGGACCUGCUUGGACUGGAUGUUUAAAUGCGAGAACAACAACUGCCUGCCUUACUGGUGGCGAUGCGACGGUAUUAACGACUGUGGAGACAACUCCGACGAAUUAGGCUGUGGUUCCUUAAUCAUCGACACAAGCACGCCAGCGUCUGAGCCCGAAUUUAAGGACAGGAGGUGUUCUAAGACUCAGUUCACUUGUUCGACUGGCACAUGCAUCCCCCUAUCGUGGGUGUGCGACACCGCCGAAGACUGCCCCAACGGGGAGGACGAGCGCAACUGCCAGCGCCGCGGGCCCGGCGCCCGGCGCCGCUGCGGGCCCGACGAGACGCCCUGCGACGACAACCGCGGCUGCGUGCGCUCCGACCGCAUCUGCGACCGCCGGCAGGACUGCGCCGACGGCAGCGACGAGAUGCACUGCGAGGUGUGUACCCACGUGUAUAGCCGACGAGACGCCCUGCGACGACAACCGCGGCUGCGUGCGCUCCGACCGCAUCUGCGACCGCCGGCAGGACUGCGCCGACGGCAGCGACGAGAUGCACUGCGAGGUGUGUACCCACGUGUAUAGCCGACGAGACGCCCU
This is a messenger RNA of Cydia pomonella (codling moth), 5155 nucleotides long. RefSeq names its product sortilin-related receptor-like (gene RpS19a). Gene Ontology annotation, biological process: translation; post-Golgi vesicle-mediated transport. Lineage: Eukaryota; Metazoa; Arthropoda; Insecta; Lepidoptera; Tortricidae. Gene Ontology annotation, cellular component: membrane; Golgi apparatus; ribosome. The record is from RefSeq and is a predicted model, not a curated record. Gene Ontology annotation, molecular function: protein binding; structural constituent of ribosome.